Molecule: messenger RNA, 1607 nt
Organism: Echinops telfairi (small Madagascar hedgehog)
Lineage: Eukaryota; Metazoa; Chordata; Mammalia; Afrosoricida; Tenrecidae
Product: nuclear RNA export factor 2-like
Exons: 18
Coding region: 1-1347 (448 amino acids)
Biological process (GO): poly(A)+ mRNA export from nucleus
Cellular component (GO): nucleus; cytoplasm
Molecular function (GO): RNA binding; protein binding
Source: RefSeq, a predicted model, not a curated record
AUGGUGGGAGAGGAGCAAAAGGAAGAUUCUCCACAGUGGUUCAAGGUUGCAAUUACUGAUGGAAGAAAGUAUAAGAAGCCUUGGCUACUGAGUUCUAUCCAGAGCCAUUGCAGUGUUCCCUUUACCCCAAUUGACUUCCACUACGUGGGAUUGCGGGCCCAGUUCUUUAUCAGUGAUGCCAGUAUUGCCUCUGCACUGAAGGAUGUCAGCGACAAGAUUCUUGAUGACAAUAGCCAAAAGAUAAGUAUUGUUGUCAGUCCCACUAUCGUACCCAAUUGUGAGCGGAAUAAGUUGAAGCCAGAAAAAAUGGAGCAGCUAAAGGUGGCCAUGAAGAAGCGAUACCUUGCCUCUCACCAAGCUCUUGACCUCCAGAGCUUCCGCUUUGACCCAAUCUUGGUGGAUCAUGGUAUUGACAUGAUCCUGAAUCGAAAAAGCUGCAUGGAUGCUGCUUUGACAAUCAUUGAAGAGGAUUUCCCUGAGCUAUUGUCCUUGAAUUUGCGUAACAACAAGUUGUACCGGUUGGAUAGCCUGUCUAACAUUGUAGAGAUGGCCCCCAAACUCCAGAUCCUGAACCUCUCCAAAAAUGAGCUGAAGUCAGCAUGGGAGUUGGACAAGAUAAAAGGACUGAAUCUCAAAGAGUUGUGGCUAAAAGGAAAUCCACUAUGUCGAAACUACUCAAAUAAUUCUACCUAUGUGAGCACCCUCCUGGAACUGUUCCCCAAGCUGACACGCCUGGAUGGCCUGGAGUUGUUCUCCACUCUAUCCUGUGGAAAUGGAAAAAAGAAGUUACCAGUCUGCAAGGGGAGCGUGUAUGGAUCAGACACCCUGAAGAGUCUAAUCUGGCAAUUCCUGACGGAAUAUUACUACAUCUAUGACCAUGGUGACCGGCACGUUCUUCUUAAUACAUACCAUGACAAUGCCUGCUUCUCACUGACUGUUCCUUUCAAUUCUGAUGACGGCGUUCUAGGCAGCUUGAACCUGUAUUCCAAGAGUAGCAGGAAUAUGAUAAAGAUUAAGGACUCUGUUCCUCGGACUCAGCUGCUGAAAUACACAAAAACGGAGAUUGUUGACUUCCUCAGUGCAUUGCCCAAGACCCAGCAUGACCUCAGCUCCUUCGUGGUGGACACCUGUGUCCAGACAGAAAACAUGUUCUACUUUUCUGUCAAUGGGCAGUUCAAGGAGGUGGAAACAAGUUAUCUGCCUCAUAACUGUGACUUCACCCGGAUCUUCAUUUUGAACCGUACAAGCAAUUCCAGUUUAUGCAUCGUGAAUGACCAACUGUUUGUGAAGGACAUCCGCUUCGACGAGCCCAAGACUGACUUGCUCAUUGGUCACAUCAUACUCUAGUUCCACGCCUGCCAGUUCUCUGGAGCAUCAUCCAAUCUGUGAAACCUGGGGAUGCAGACCAACUGAGCAGAGGCCAGGUGGCCUGGGCAUGACACUCGGGGCUACUGGCUCUGAUGAAGCCCCGCCUCCUCCCUUCCCUCCCUCGGACCUGUGAUUGAGGUCCCAAAGGACGUCUUCGUGAAAUGACCCACAAUCUGUGCGACAAGCUCUCCAAAGGAGCCAAGGCUCUCAUCAUCUUCAUCAUCGCUGCCUUCCUCCCU